UUCAUUCAUGUUUCACACAGCACUGCCUUUAACUGACUUGUGACAAAACUUUUCGAGACAAUGACAAGAUUUUAAGUCGUUAAAAAACCACCUGCAACGGCGUUAGUAAAAUAGUGAUUACUGGGUAGAUCGUUAAUAAUAACGUCAGGAACGGAAGUAUCAUACAUUUUUGUCGUAUUAGUUCAAGUAACCUAACCUAACUUUACUUAAGUGUCUUCUUUAACAGUGAUUUUAUGAGUGCAGGUGAUUUAAGUGCUUAUGUUCAAAAGUGUAUUUUUGUACUGAAGAAUACUACGAGUUGCAAAAAUGUGCCUGUGCCUGUGAUUUAAAUAAAAGAAAAUGAAAGGAAACCACGUCGGACACCCCAGGACAAAGCUGUAAUUUAACAAUUAACAAACGGAUCACGAUUACUGUAACAACAACCAUGCCUGUCGGAGUCAGCAGUUUCGAAAACUCAUCGCUAAAAGCCAGCUUCUCUCUGUCGUCGCUUCCAGCGACGGAAUACACACCUGAGAAGGGCGUAAAGCCAAGAUUGUACAACAGCCUUACGAAAAAUAGGGUAAAGGCGACGGCAGUGAGGCGAUCAUGGGGAAGCACCGCCAGCGACCACAGGGAGGAAUUCUGGUCGGUCCUGCAGGCGAAUUACAACUACAUUAUGGAUAAUCAGCUUAUCGAUAAGUGCCAAGAAGUGGACGGCGAUUUAACUCGUCAUACAGGAACUUGGACUCUCAAGGAAUUCUAUUCCCAGUUCUCGGAACUCUAUUCUUGGUUAAAUAGCGUUCAAGAGACCAUUUAUGGGAAGGAGGAAAAUAUCACAGAUAAAGCUUUACGAGCACAUUGUGUGAAUAUGGUACUUGAGAAGAGUUCCUCACUUAAAUUAUUUAAUGAUCAAGCUAGUCAACUUGUGCAAUUGUAUCCGGAGGUUCAAGACGAAGUUGGUUGGAGGGCUACACACCUGAACUCGAAAUGGGACUCUAUUUUGAGCAUUCUAGGACCGUCAGACUGCGACCACUGUGACCAGGAUACUUGUCUAGACAUUGACCAUGAGCUCAAAUGUCUACGAAAGUGGUUCAAAAUAAUGGAAUCUUGUCUUCAACCUCUGGACUUUAGAGCCAAAUAUACCAAGACUGAAAUUGAAACAAAAGCUUUAGAAUUAAAUGUGCUGCACCGGGAUAUUGAAAAUCACGGUAAAAUAGUGGGUUCAGUGGUGAAAUUGUGUAAGAGGACGGAUGCGAAAUGCAACACGAUCAACGCGCGAAGAAUUGCAAAUGGCCUUGAGAGACGCUGGCACCUCCUCUUCCUGAGAUCCCUGGAAUGGCAGUGUUAUCUGGAAUCCUUGUCUAAGAAACAGAACCUCAGGAAUUCGGCAACUUCUUCGGACGAAUCUGACAGUGAUUGUUACAGAGAACCAGCAUCAAAGUACCCGCGUCUAAGUGGAAAGGAACGAUACAGAACCUACAGCAAUCGCCAUUUUGAUGAAAACUCUUCGAGCGAGGAUGACUCCUCGGAUGUAACGCAUGAGAUCGGAAUGACUGAGAAGGCCUAUAGACUAGGGGAAGAAAGAAAUGGUAUAGACGUGUUGGACGGUAAUUUUAUAAAAUCAUUCGAGGACACUUCCCAUUUCACGAAAUCAGAUAAAAAGGCGCCGAAUUUAGCGACUUACUACUUCAGACACGAAGACACCGAUUCGGACAUGGAUAAAGUGGAACAGAUUUGCGCCGCUUCGAAAAACGACGGGCAGAGUACACUGGAAGAGACCUCGGAAGAAGAAUGGACGUACACCAAGACGGAGGACAAAGGCGAGCAAAUGGACUAUAGAGAGGGCGGUUCCAGGGUCGAGGAACUAGAGGACGCACAUAUUAUUCCAAAGCCUAAACCCAUCCCGGAAGAUACGAUCAGGAGGUUAGUUCAGAAGGCGGAAGAGUUGGUGAGCCCUGAAAAGUGUAGAAAACCCGACCGAACCAACUCCCUGAGUAAAAUGUCACGAGUUAAUAAAUGGCUGAGUAUGGAUAAACCCGAUGAUAGUUGCGAUGCCAGCGGAGAAGAUGACGAAAAGGAAUCUCAGACGUCUGAGGAUUUCGAUGCCAGCACUGCGACAUUGAGAGAAACCCAGUCCAAUUCGCAAAACACUUCUAUCGAUGAACUUAACUCUACCAAUGGGAACAGACCCUGGCACGGAUCCUGCAUGUCGCAACUUAAUGAAGUGUCGUCUACUCCCGGGAUCAAUAAUUUUUCAAUAUCGGAAUCCGCCCUACACAAAAUGAACUUAACGCCCAAAGUCUUAGAUCGAUUUACCACGGUGAGCAGCAACAGUUUCACCGUAAAUUCCAACAACUCGACAUCUUCGACGGUUGAAGAAAUUUCCCCUCUUUUAACUGAAAAGACAUCGCCCAUCAGAAGAAAGAAGUCGAAACUGAAGAAGAAGACACUGUUUGGAAAGUCCGACACCCACUUACUGUAUAGUCCUGCGGCACAGAAAAACAGGAACCUCCUCAUAAAAUCUGGGUCCUUCUCCGGUUACAGCUCGCGGUUUACCAAUAACGAUAGGAACAUUUCAAGCGACCCUCCGGCAGACCCGGUUUGCCUCUACGGCAUUUUCUGCGAGACCUCCACCACCAGCGGAGCGGACAGCGACGAAGAUAUCAGCAGAAGGAUACCCAACUUUAAGUUUGGAGCUAAAUCACGUUACUUACACGGUUCCGAAUCGAGAGACGAUAGCCCUGGGAAGAGCAGCUUGAAUGCAGCGGAAGAGCAGUCCAGUUCGUUAUCGGAGGCAUGGGACAACUACCAGGAAAAUUAUCUCUCGGAGGCGUACAGCGAGUCCCACGAUUCCGAUGCCGCCAGGAAGUUGUUAAACUUCGGCGAAGACUACAGGAACUUCAUCGACAGCCAGUCGGACUGGUCGGCCUUUUCCGAUAUGUCGCCGACGUUCAAGAGGAAGUCGUGGUCGACGCAGAACGCGGAAGAUUCGAAUAGCGACGAGGAAUCUCUGAAGCAACUCAUAAGCGAUUCGAGGGAUCAGUUGAAUUAUGCCGAGGAAAUCUACAAACAAGUUAAAUUAGGAAUCAACAACCACUUAGUUACUAACGAGAUAGAUGACCUAGUUGCCAACUGUGACCGCCAUAUCGCGCUGCUGAAUCACAUGAAUGAGUCUUCAGACGAAUACAAAAUGUCGAACGGCGACAAGGCAGUCACGACAGGUUUACUGAGUCAGUGGAGGAUUCUAAAAAUAAAAAGUUUAAAAAUGCAGGAGUACAGAAGGCUUCAGAAGCAGAUUUUGGAACUGAAAGCGUUCGUUAUUUCUGUCAGUACUCCUGAUAAAACGAAAAUUUACACGCAGAAUUUCCCGGUAGAGGACAUUCACAAUGAAAUAGACGCCUGUAAUAAAUUGCUGGAAACCAUAACAAAUCAUGGUGUAAAGCUGGCCUCACUGAAUGCCAUUGUCCAUAGAUUCACAUUAGAGAAUCAGGAUUACGAAGAUUUUAGCGAGUGCUCCCUGAAAUCGGACAUUUCCGAGCUCUAUGAACUCUUUGACAAAGCCCGUACCUGUACCACUGAUAAGCUGUGCCAAAUGGAAAGCCUUUUACCAGCCUGGAAAACGCUCGAGUCCAGGCUGGAGCAGCUACAGAAGGAUUUACGAGAGGACGAGAAAACUAUACAUUUACUCGACUCUUGUUUGACAAAUGGCACCUUCACCGACCAGACCGCAACCUGCGUGAGGGACGUGGCCAAGGUCUUGUCGGAAACCACCGCACACCAGGGCUACCACCCGCUACAGGAGAUAUUCACCGAGGGCUCGUUUUCGGACAGCGGCAUUUCGGACGAAGGUUCCGAGCACGAGAUAGGCGAGAGGCAGGGCAGAUUGGCGGCAAUUCGGCGGCUGGUGAGGCAGCUCGAAGUUGGUCUGUCGCCGGAUUCCAAAGCAAGACUCAUAAUGAGAGAAAAAUUGAACGCGGCGGAAGAGGAGCUGAAGGCUUUGCAGCAGCGGUGCAGGUCGUUGAUUGUCAGGACUGCCGCUUGUUCCGCUACGAUUCCGGACCGCCUAAGUUUACAGCCAAAGGACAAAGGUAUGGCGGGCGACAAGUCCAGGGACGGAGAUGGCGACGACCCGGGAAGUGACCCAGGCCUACAGCCUUGGUUCAAACGUAUGUUCAGGGCUUCACUGGCCUUUCAGUUAGUUAUCAUUACUUUCGUUUGCCUAAGUUGCCUAUUCGAGCCCCAGUGUUGUGAUUACAUGAACAAUUAUUCGUGGUCCUUCAGUCCAAAGUUACGUUACGAAGGUCGUCCACCUAUAUGAUUUGUUCGUAGGGUACUUAAAUUCAUUUAACUUUAGUUCACUGCCAUAUUCGACAGCGCAGAGGUACAUGUUUAUAUUUCUGUGGGGAACUUUGAACGUAUUACUUAUUUAUAUUUUUUGACAGUGGCAAGAAGCUACUUUUAUUUGAGGAUUUGUAUAUAGCACAGGAUAUAGAGACAUAUCUGUUCAUAUCACCAAAACUGGUUGACUGAUAUUUUCAAAGUUCUCGCCUAUUAGCGAUCUUAAUAUUUUUUGACGUGAUCGUUAGGGGAAAUGUAUAAUAAAAUGAAGGUACAAAUGUUCUUUUAUUUCUUAAUCGUCUUGGAUGCAUCUCUGACGUCGAAAUUUUUAUACCAGUUUGUCGCUUACUGCUGUUGUAGAAAGCUUUUUAUUAUUAUUAAAUAUUUUAAUUACUGAAAUAAAAAAAAUGCCUGAUUGAAAAUUAUAGCAUAUUGCUAUUUUGUAUAUAUAAAUAUUUUUUUUACAAAAAUGUAUAGUUAGAAAAAUGUUUCUAGUUAAUUUAAAUAUUUUUAUGGAGAUUUUUUAUUAAUGCGGUCGAACUGACCCGCGAAUUUUGUCCUUAGUAUUUAUUUUAAUGGACCAAUAUGGCGUAACUCCAUUCGCAAAGUUACGCGUAAAGUGCUCAUAGCAUUUAUGUUAUUUAUUCUUUUUUAUUAUUUUUAUUAUUAUUUUUAUUAAAUGUGACAUCUCAAUAUUCCAUAUACAUGGAAACGCCACAAAUUCUUCCGGUCAAAAUAACGAAAUUCAAUUAAACACCUCUGCCCAAAGUUGCUCUGUUCAGCCGCAAGAUGGCGCCAUAAGAUUUAAAUAAAAUUCGGUAUUCGAGAACUUGUUUCUUUUUUUACAGCCAAAGUAAUUACAAUUACAGAAGUGACAAACAUGCCUUUAAUUAAAUUCACUUGUAUUUUUUUUGCAAUUGCUUUGAUUAAAAAGUGACAUCUGAUCGUCUAAUUUUGACCGCUAGAAUUUGUUGUGUUUUCAUGUGUACAGAACAUCGGGAUGCCACUGAUUCAUUUAAGGAUGUUGCACAAUGGAAGUUUUGGAAACGUUAAUACAUAAAAAGUUAAACUACAAUAAUCAUGUAUCAUGUCCUUGUGGUUUUCAAAGAUCACUAGAUAGUUUUUCUUUUUUGAACAACUUUGUGUGACACACUUUAUACAGGGUGUCCCGAAAUUCAUGCAACAAAAUUUGGUCAUAGAUUCUUAAGACAAAUUUAGGGGACCCGUAUUUUUUCUCAGCCCCCUGAAAUCUGCCCCUAAGAUGUCAUUUUCAAAACCAUGUCGUACGAGAUUCACUAAAUUUGGUACAUAGGGGUUUUAUGACAUGUGGAAUCCAACAGUGCUACGCUUUUUGGCGAGAAACCCC
This is a messenger RNA of Anoplophora glabripennis (Asian longhorned beetle), 5683 nucleotides long. RefSeq lists its product as uncharacterized. Lineage: Eukaryota; Metazoa; Arthropoda; Insecta; Coleoptera; Cerambycidae. The transcript is spliced from 19 exons. Gene Ontology annotation, cellular component: membrane. The record is from RefSeq and is a predicted model, not a curated record. Bases 425 to 4297 code for a protein of 1290 amino acids.